AUGAGUGGUAUACAUCAGCCUAACAAUUCAGCAGCACCAAGCAUCCGCAUCGUAUCGAUGCCACAGUUGGCCGAGGCUAUAAGCAUGGAUGACGACUGGACAGGGACUAGGGAUGCCGCAGCACGCAGACGAGCACAAACUAGGCUUAACACAAGGGCAUACCGAAAACGUAAAGCUCUGGCAAAGGAAGCCGAAGCAUCCAUUGCCGCAACCGGGACACAGGUCAAUUCAGAAGUGCUAGUUAAAUACUGGGACAUUGAGCAGCAAUCCGUCUCCGUUGUCCCAAAAUCCCGUAUAAAGCAAUUGUACAACCCGAGAAACCCCUUGCUACCGAAUAAGUCUGUAAAAGAGCAGUUCAACUUUAUCUUCCCUCUCUGUCCAGACCACCUCAUCACACUCCUUCAAUUCAACGCCCUUCGCGCCUUGGCCGUUAACCGCACUCUAAUCUCGGGCAUCCUCGUCACGCCCCUAGACUGUGAUGACGAAAUUAUUCACGUCCUUCCCUACCCUACUAUGCCUGAGCUCUUCCCCCCAAAACUUCUACCCACCACUCUUCAACAAACGGCUCCACAUGGCGACUGGAUCGACCUGUUUCCGAGUCCUGAGGGACGAGACCGCCUAAUCCAGGGCGCCGGCACUUUUGAUGAGGACGAGCUGUGGGCUGACUGCAUCGGCGGUCUGUACGAGGGCUUUGCCGACGAUGAGAUCGAGAGACGAGGGAUUGUUGCAUGGUCGCCGCCCUGGGAUAUCACUGGGUGGGAGAUGUCAGAAGGGUUUCUGAGGAAAUGGGGCUGGUUAUUUAAGGGAUUACCGGGGGUAUUAGAGGCGACGAAUCGGUGGCGGAAAGAAAGAGGAGAGGACCCGUUUUUUAAUAAUGACUGCACAUCACAUGGUUGA
Molecule: messenger RNA, 897 nt
Organism: Talaromyces rugulosus
Lineage: Eukaryota; Fungi; Ascomycota; Eurotiomycetes; Eurotiales; Trichocomaceae
Exons: 3
Coding region: 1-897 (298 amino acids)
Source: RefSeq, a predicted model, not a curated record